AAAAAGUUAAAAACGCCUCAAAAACAUCUUAUCUUACAUUUCAGGAAUCAAUAGAAUUUAAAUGAAACCACAAAUAGAGUCUAUAUAGAAUAGAAUUCUAUUUUAGAUUAGAUGUACUCAUGGUCUAGAUCUAGCUUUUUAAAUAAUAUGUCAAUUAGAAAUCUAGAUUAGAUAAUCGAUCUAGAUUCUAGAUCUUUAAGCAACAAAAAAAUUAACCAACAUCCAACAUUCAAAUUAAAUCAAAUUCAACAAUCGGCACAAUGCCAACAUCAACAUGAAACAUGUGAACAUGAUAUUAAAUCAUAUUAAUGAUAAUGCACGACUAAAAGUAGAUCUAAACGGAUCUUACAACAUAUACACUUUAGACCCAGGAUUUCUCGUACCUCAACAAUAUGUUGCUCAAUGAUGCCAAUUUUUUAAAUCCUUGAAAUCACUACACUGUUGUGAGGACUGCACUAGAAUGGAGGACUUCGAGCUAGGAGAUAAAUACGAACAAGAUGACAGCUCUUAUGCAUCUCAUAACAUACAGAAAGCUACUGGAAAAAAUGAAACAGAUGGUGAGAUGCACUUGGACUUGCACAGCACAGCGAGUUCUAUCAGUGAUGUUCCUCGUCAUGUGAUGGUUAACUCAGAUAGCAUAUCUGGUAGUACAAACACUAAACACAUGUUUGAUUCAGAGAGAUCCAAUGAAGAUGGUGACACCACUAUUUCCCUAACAUUUAAUGAAGAAGAACUUGAUACUUAUGUUACCACUGCUGUGAAUGAAAGAUCUGAACUUAAGAAGCCAACAGACAAAUUUCCCCUUAAGAAUAACAUUUUAACUGGAGAAACAUCACUGACUUCUUACAGGCUACCUGCUGAACCUUUAAUACAAACCAAAAUAUAUCAACAAAGCUCUGAAAAGAACCUUUUAAAAGGGGUUAAACAAUGUAAUCAUGACUCUGUCAAGGAAAUUGAAAGUCAUAUAAAUGAUGAUAAUUCAAUGUUAAAAAUUAUAGAUGAGACAGAAGAAAAAUUCAUUGUGCACUUAGCACUAGAGAAAGAAUCUGAAGUCGCCUUACAUCAAGUUGAAAAAGCCAAUUUACCUUUAAUAGUAGAUAAAUUGUCUCAAUUUCCCUUAACUCCAGAAGAAAACCCCCAAAUACUCAUUACUACACAAGAAAAAUCCAAAGUACUCUUAACUGCUGAGGAAAAAAUCAAGGUCUCUUUGGCUUCUGAAUAUGACAAACAAAACAUUAUAAAUGAUGAAGACUUUAUUAACAGUCUUUCUAGCAAUGUCACUUUCAGUCUAAAAGAGAGUCAGAGUGUGGUACCAGGAGUUGAUGAAAAGAAUACAAUUGAAAGCAAAACUGUGAUCAAUUCUGAGGCUGGUGAAUCAAAUCGAAUUACCAAAGAGUUCACUGUAGUUCCUGUGCCAGAGACUGAGCUGGCAACAGACAAAAAGGCUACACCAUUUUCAACUGUGGCUGACAAACUGAUUGAUUUGGCAAAUGCUACAUUGCUUGUUGAAAGUGGUCUUAGUACACUCUCUGAAGGUGAAAUAAACAAUCAAGACACCAUUGGACCCUUAGAGAAUCCAGCAUUUCUACGCACUCUUCACUACACAGAAAGUCAGAAUAUCAAUAACUUUCUAAAUCUUGAGCAAGAAUCAAAUCUCCUGUCAAAAUCUAAUGAAGAGGAUGGUACUGGAACCAGCUCAGAAGAAAACCCAGACCUGGAUAGAGGAUGGGCAUGGGUUAUCUUGGCAUCUUCAUUUUUUUCUUUCACACUUUUGGGAGCAACAGCAUAUGCAGCAGGUGUCUUUAUGAGUGCUAUCAUCCAAGAAGUAGAGCCUGACUUAACCAAAGUGUCCUGGGUUGGAUCUGUGAAUGUAUGUUUUACUUACCUUACAGGUCCUUUUGUUGGAGUGGUUCUUGAUAAACUUGGAGCCAGGCUGACCGUAUCUUUAGCUGGAGUUAUUGUAAGCUUAGGAUUUGUGGGUGCUGCGCUGUCAACUACUGUUGGUCAUUUAAUAUUAACUCAUGGAGUUUUAGCAGGAAUAGGUGCUGGAUACACAGUGAACCCAAUGUUUGUCACCAUUGGUCAGUACUUUGACAAGUACCGAGGUAUCGCUUGUGGUCUUUUAGCCUGCGGCACUGGCAUUGGCAUACUGACAGGUGGAUCACUUGUUUCUUUGCUACUGAAUGCCUAUGGUCUCAAGGGCACUUAUCUGAUUUGGGCAGGACUGAUGCUGCACAUUGUGCCUGCUGGCAUGCUCCUCCGUCCUUCUCAGUGGGAAAAGUUGAAAAAAAAUUACACCAACCAUUUCUCUAAGGACAUCAGUGAACCCCUCAUACAGAGUUGUGGCAACAGUGAGAUGAGCUUUUUAACUAGUUGCGAGGGAAGUAAAAAUCAGAGCAUAAUGAGUGGCCUUGAUAAAGGCAGUUUUGCCAGAAAGGAUAUGCCGAAAUCUCAUGGUGUUGAAACAUCCCUUCUAAAAGCUGUGCUGAUUAAACGAGCACUAAGCUCCAGUAUUUUACUUGGAAAUCAGAUUCAGGUAAUGCCUGUCACGGAGAAAUCUUCAAAAUUGACCCACAAUCGAUACAUUAGCCAUCAGCAAUCAUCUGCUAGUUCUACAAACCCAUCAGCUUGCCAGAGUCCUUCGAUUGGCAUGUCAUAUCAUGCACCAUCUAAUCUGUCUAACCACUCUCCUCACAGCUACAGACAUCAAUCAGACAUGAUACUGCCGGCUUCAUCUAGGACUCCUCAUAUGGCACAUUUCUCUCCUAUAAGCUUAAGGGGUCAACGAAUGUUCCAUCAUUCCUCACAGUAUCAUCAAAGUGGACGGUCACACUGCAGUUCCUUGAUCCAGAUCAAUAAGCUAAAAGCUGCCCAAAUGAGCAGCAUUGGAGAUCAUGAUAACCUCUCCUAUACAACCAUCGGCUCAAAAAUUCAGAAAAGAGAGUUGAUAUCUAGAUAUGCGUUGAGGUCUGGCAGUGCCACUACUUUCAUGGGUAGUAUCAUGAGUGUGCCUGCAGCACUAGCCAUGGUCAAUGAUGACAUUUCAAAAUAUGAGUCCAAAAGUAUCAUUGAUUCAUCCAAGAGUCUGAAAGAACACACACUUGGAUUUUACAACUCACUGCAGCUUUUUCGAAACAAUAUGUUUUUGAUCUUUAUCACUGUCUGCUUCUUCUGGGCCAUUGGAGAAUCUCCUGUCAUCAUGUACCUGCCUUCUUUUGCCACAGAUAGUGGUACCAGUACCAUCCAGGCUUCAUCUCUUUACACAGCCAUGGGCUUAGGUUCCAUCCUAGGAAGGUUCCUAGCAAGUUUGGCAUCUGUGGAUAGUGACAUUGGAAGUACACUUCUUUUUACAGUCAGUCUUUUCUUAGCUGGAGCUUCGACUGUGUUUGGGUCUUUAGUGGCUUCCACCUUCAUCUAUCAAGUUGUUUUCUCUGGACUGUUGGGUCUGUACACUGGGGCACUUGUACCACUCUCCUCAUUAAUAAUACUUGACAUGCUGGAUGCCAGUGACCUUGGUGCUGGAGUUGGUUUCUUGAGUCUAUUUCAGGGCAUUGGAUACUUGAUAGGACCUCCUUUGGCAAGUUUUGUUAUCAAUGCUAUAGGUUACAAAAAUUGCUUCUUUGCCUUAGGAUGUGUUUUAUUAUUUAGUAGUGUUGGGUCAGUGCCAUUAGCUAUUAAUGACUCUGAGUUGGAAACAGAUGACCAACUUUCUUCACCUGAUGCCUUGCACGAAUUCCUUGAAGGUGAUUACAUGGCGGAAAUUAAUGGAAUACCAGAGUCCAAACUGCCCUCCUACUUGUCUGCCAAAGAUAGCAAUGUGAUUCAUGUUAUUGACAAUAGGGACAUGAGUAGUAAGCUACUUGACAUUGCUGAGGCUCCACAACGCAAAGAUGCUGAUGAUAAACUUUGUACCAUACAAGAAAUUUUGGGUAAAUGACAUGGUCAAAAAAAAAAAUUAGAUGGUAGAACAAAGUCAUUGCCAGGUUUUUAUUUUUCCUGGUGUAUUGAAAUUUCAUUCUCAUUAAAUGUUUUUUUUUCCAAA
Biomphalaria glabrata is the source of this 4042-nucleotide messenger RNA. RefSeq lists its product as uncharacterized. The record is from RefSeq and is a predicted model, not a curated record. Gene Ontology annotation, biological process: transmembrane transport; monocarboxylic acid transport. The transcript is spliced from 12 exons. Bases 461 to 3937 code for a protein of 1158 amino acids. Gene Ontology annotation, molecular function: monocarboxylic acid transmembrane transporter activity. Lineage: Eukaryota; Metazoa; Mollusca; Gastropoda; Planorbidae.